UUUGUUUGUGUGUGACCAGACGUUAACAGUGUGAGGUGACAUUUCCGAGAGUCGCACCACAGUGUAGAAAGGUGUUUUCAACUGCAACUGCUAAGGUUAAAGGUUGGUCGCGACAACUCGUCUGAUCAGCGGACCCUGAUAUGGACCGUCGGAGAGCUGUAAAGUGACUUGCUGGCGCGCUGUAGCACAGACAGCGCGGUGUCCUCAGGAGGAGCCGAGAACUGGAUUCAGUGGACUGGUGUCUGACACAUCUUCUUGUCGAUCUGGUUACCCACUAGCAGAGGAAGAACAGAAAACUUUCCUUGCCACUACUUAAAAUGAUAAACCUGUAAUACCACAAGUCCAUCACACCAAACCUCAUUAGAUCUAAGAACUGGUGUGGCGCAAGUUCCUGUUUUACUUCCUCAGCAAGCUCAAACGUCAACCAGACAGAAAAAUACCCUCUGGACCUCUUACAGCAAAUCUAUAUCUGUUGAUGAGUGAGACGCAAUGUGGAUUAUACUUUUUAUCACAACAGCCCUCUGUUUUUCUAUGUCCCGAGCUAUUGACCUUUGUAAAAAUGUUCUUAAAGAAUGCCGAGACAGUGACCCAUCAUGGAUAGGUUGUUACGAGGAUCGAAUUAUGACCUGCAAAACAGGCCGCUCCAUGACAGGCAUCAAACAACUCAAAGUAAACUCGCUUCAAGAGGUUGAUGUGAGUCCUACAUUUGAACAUAGAGUUCACAUCCCAUCAUCAGCUCUCCAGAGAAGCAUAGGAAAUGUGCCUGAGGUGGAUGUCCUGGUGGUGGCCUCUGUAAUAAACAGCAGUUAUUUUAAGCUGAGUCCUCCCCAAAGAAGUAGGAUACCACAAAUUCACCGCAGAAAUGGCAAAGUAUUUAGGGACUCAGCCGUAUGUGUGCGGGCAGGAAACCGUGCAGUCGAGAAUCUCUCACAACCCAUCACGUUAACCUUCAAACACAACAAAGAGGUUGAAAGUGGAACGUGUGUAUUUUGGAAGGAAACAUCAGCAAAGGAUGGAACAGGUUACUGGAGCAAUGAAGGCUGUGACACAAAUUACACGGCACAUGAAUUUAUUUGCAGCUGCAACCAUCUGAGCUUCUUUGCUGUGCUUGUGAAUCCAGGAAUAUCGGUGACAAAAGCUGAUGCCGACAAGCUAAACUACAUCACUUACAUUGGAUCAGGAUUCUCCGCCCCCUUCGCACUGAUCAGUUUGUUCAUCUAUAUUUAUCUACAUCGGCGGCAUCCUGAGAAAUCCAUAAGUCUGCACAUGCAGCUAACAGUGGCGAUGUUCUGCCUCCAUCUCACCUUCCUGCUGUCCAGCCUCCUGGCCCAACUACUGAAGGAAAAAGAGGACGGCUCAUCUUGCCUGGUACUGGGUCUGGUUUUACACUGGUCCCUGCUGGCCACCCUGACCUGGAGUGCUCUGGAGGGGUUCCACCUCUACCUUCUGCUCAUCCGGGUCUUUAACAUCUAUGUGAGGAGGUACCUGCUCAAACUCAGCCUGAUUGGAUGGGGUUUGAAAAGUGCUUGA
This is a messenger RNA of Maylandia zebra (zebra mbuna), 1530 nucleotides long. The record is from RefSeq and is a predicted model, not a curated record. NCBI's taxonomy places the organism in Eukaryota, Metazoa, Chordata, Actinopteri, Cichliformes, Cichlidae.